AUUUAAUGGAAUACGACCAAGCUCCAGAAGAUAGAGGGCAGCAAUACACUCUACAAGGAGGAAACUUCUACAAUCAGCCUCACCGGUACGAUCAGCCGAUGAUGCCGCCUCCAAUUCCGAACCACAUCAAUGAGUCAAAGAAGCACACAGUUGUGUGUACGCAUUGGCUAAGGAACUUAUGUAAGAAGGGGGAGAACUGUGAGUUUUUGCACACUCGUGAUCUGUCUAAGAUGCCUAUCUGCAAGUACUAUCAACAAGGGAAUUGUAAGAACGAGAAUUGCCAGUACUUGCACAGAGAUCCCAGGAUAAAGACUACUGAUUGUCCUUAUUAUGAGAGAGGAUUCUGCAAGAACGGUCGCAACUGCAGGAACGCUCAUAAGCCCAAAGUUCUAUGUGAAGAUUACCUCUACGGGUUCUGUAUUAAGGGUCCUAACUGAGAAAAGACACAUGUUAAGAGUUUGGUCAGUAUUGAUGAUGAAAAUUUGGAGGUGCUAGCCAAUGUAGGCGUUACUACCAGCCAAGCAGCACCUGAUACAAAGGCAAUCUGUCAUAACUGAGGAAAUAGAGGCCAUAAAUCGGAUGUUUGCAAGAACCCAGCAAUUCCUAGGUCAGAACUCCAGAAUAUUUUAUUCAAUGAUGAAGAAUACAUGAGGAAAGCGAAGAAUGUAUCCUGCUAUAAAUGCAGGAAAAUAGGCCACUAUCCUAUUAUUUGAGACCUUAUUACCAAGCUCGAAAAUGAAAAAGCAGCACAUGGGGGUGGAAUGUACACUAAUGCAGCCAGUGAAGGCACUGUGAUGAUUGAUGGAGUCCCUGUUCCUAAAAAUCUCGGAACUGGCAUGGGCAAUGCAAUGGGAACUAUUUUUACAUGGGACCAGAUCUUCAACUCAAUUCUUUCAUUCUACUGUGAAAAUUAA
Molecule: messenger RNA, 914 nt
Organism: Moneuplotes crassus
Lineage: Eukaryota; Ciliophora; Spirotrichea; Euplotida; Euplotidae
Source: the annotation of a GenBank genome assembly